This is a messenger RNA of Alternaria viburni, 3555 nucleotides long. RefSeq lists its product as uncharacterized. The transcript has 4 exons. NCBI's taxonomy places the organism in Eukaryota, Fungi, Ascomycota, Dothideomycetes, Pleosporales, Pleosporaceae. The record is from RefSeq and is a predicted model, not a curated record. Bases 1 to 3555 code for a protein of 1184 amino acids.
AUGCCACGAGCAUCCGACUGGGAUCCUGGCAACUCGACGGAUGAUGAGUGGUACAGGCAGAAAAUCACAAAAGACACUCUGAACAUUCAUACCCGUCAUGUUCAUCCCCCCGCACCCCGCCCCCCACCGCGGAGAGUCCAAGACGACGAGGUCUAUCGUCCUGACUACGGUCGUCGCACGACAGAGUUUCUGGCUCCAGAAGUGCACUAUACAACCGGUCUCCAUCGAACUCGCUCACAAGGUCAUGCGCCUGCUCCCAACGUGACAAUUUACAACACCAGUCACCUGGAUAACGAUAGCCACCCCCGUAUAAGCACUGAGCAGAAGGGUCAAGACGCCAGUCCUCGUGGCCGACGCAUGCCUGGUGGGUUUGAGGACCUGGAAGAUAACAUCGCUGCGCUGCGAGCAGACAUAAAGAAGGAGCAUCGUUCGCGCUCUAGGCACGAGUAUGAGCAUCAACGUGCUCCCGAGCCGAACUACGAAGACAAGAUCAAAUUGACGCUUGCCGAACAGCGUCUCAGAGACCUUGAAGAUAGACUUGAGAGGGAGCGCCAGGAGCGAUACCAUCAUCAUUCGCCAGACCGUAGUUACGAGGACAAAGUCAAGUUGACACUUGCCGAGCAGCGGCUUCGGGACGCUGAACAGCAACUCGAAAGAGAAAGACGUCAUCACUCUUCAGAUGGCUACAAGGAUAAGGUACAAGAGGCACUAACACAACAACGCCUUGAAGAAGCCGAGGAAAAGGCUGAACGGGAUCGUUGGGAGAAGGAAACGGAGAGACGGGAGGAAUUGGCCAGGCGCAGGGUUGAGCUUGACUUCAUCCAUGAUAGAAGGGACCGUGAGCUAGAAGCGGAAAACAUCAAGAGAAUGGAGGAGAGUAUGCGUCGCGAUUGGGAGUUGAAGCGAGAGAGGGAAGACCGAGACCGCGAGCGACGCGAUAUCGACGAGGAGAGGAAGAAAGCUCAAAUUAUCGCCGAGAACAGGGCGAAGAUGUCCAGAGAGCAAAGGGAGGCUGAGGAACAGCGCGACAAGAUGCUCGCUAAACUAGAAAGGGAGCAGAGAGAGCAGGAUGACGAACGCAAGCGAAUUCUCGCCGAAGCCAAGCUCAAGCAAGCCAGAGAGCAACGCGAGGCCGAGGAACAGCGUGAGAAAAUCCUAUCUGACAUGGAGAAGAAGAAGAAGCGAGAGAACGAAGAACGCGCGCGCAUCAUUGCGGAGAACACGGCUAAGCUUGAGAAGGAGGCACGUGAGCGUGAACUCAAGGAAAAGGCUUUUGAAGAAGAGCGCAAGCGAAUCAUCGCUGAUAACGAAGCCAAAGUAGCUAAACAAGCAAGAGAGGCAAAGGAAGCUCAACAGCGUGCUGUCGAUGAAUACCAACGGAAGAAGGCCAAAGAAGAGGCCGAAGCUCAAGCAGAGAAAGACCGUAUCAUCUAUGAGUACGAGCGCAAGAAGAUUCUCGACGCCGACAAGGAGAAGCGAGCAAAGGAGGAGCUCAUCAUGAAGCUCAAACUCGAAGAAGAAGAGCGAAAGCGCAAGGAAAAGGAGGAAUUCGACGCUUUCACGCGAAAGCAGCAAGCGGCAGAAGAAGCCGAGAAGCGAAAGAAAGAGGCCCAAGAGAAGGAGCUCGAGGAGACGAUGCGCAAGCGACUUGCUCAAUUUGGCUUCCAAGACAACCAGAUCCAGGCGCUCGUCAAUCCGGACAAGCAGCGUGAGCUCCAGGCAGGCAUGAUGCCUAACCAUCCUCUCCAUCCAAUCGCUCCUCCUGCGCCUCCGCCACCACCGCACCACCACCACUCUCAUUCUCACUCGCACUCCUCUUCGCAUCAGAUCGCCAUUGCGCCGCCACCUACCUACGCCAAGGUACACAGAAGCCAUCUCGACGUGGAGACGCUGCACUACUACGACAUCCCAUAUGAAUUCGAUGUUAACCCCGAAUACAUCAUCGUCCUCCGCGAAAUGUCCCAACGCGAAACCGACAUCCUCUUCGAGCAUACCCGUCGUCUGCGCACUGGACACGGUAGCAAGUUGUUUAUUGAAUCGGAAGGGAGGGAUAGACACGGUAAGAAGGAGUAUGCUUUUGUGAGGAAGAAGUCGAGGUCUAGGUCUAGGAGUGUGGUUGGGGAUAACGAGUUUGAAGCCUUUCAAGCCGGCGGCCGGCCUCUUCAAACACAAAACUUCCAACCUUUCGAUCCACGAUUCGCGCAACCUCUUCCCCAGUUUGCGCAAGCUCCACAAGCACCCGACUGGGCGGCCGACUUUCAACGCUUGAAUGUUAGCAGUCCGCCUCCACAGACGUUGCAACAACAGCGACAGCAGCCGGCGAGCGCAGCGUCAGCAUGGCAUCAGGACUUCUUGAGGCAGCAGGCUCCGGUCGUACAGGCGCCUGCAUUACAGCAAACCCCGUACGGAGGUAUGUCGGGAUACAACAUGGGUGGAUUUGGUGGACAAGCAUACAUGCAGACACCGACUUUCCAGAACGCCCAAGUCUCAGAGGUCGCGCAAGGGAAGCAGCGCGCCCAGGAUGACGUACCAGCGUUCGACGAGGCGGCUUUCGAACAAGCAUUUGCGCAGGCGCAACAAGACAUGAUGGAGACGGCAGAGGCAGAGCAAGUACACACACAGCCAGCGCAAGAGGCGCUGGAUCUGGACCGGCCGGGUGAGAUGGAUCCUCUUCUUCAACGGAUACGAGAAACGCGGCCAGCUGUCUACUCCGCCAUCCAAGUCUGGAGCGAAACCGGUCUCGGGCGAACCGACGAAGCAGUAGCCUACCUCGAGAACAUGGAUCGCCUGGAGAAGAGCGGCACUCUGGUCCAAGACGCGAACGAAGGGAAAUGGAUUGUCGAUUCUCUUCAAAGAAUCGUGAACCGCGAUGCGCCUCAAGAAGUCAAGACCCGCGCCGAAGAGCUCAUCAAGGCCAUCAACCAACGCCUCAUGUCGCAAUACCCACUCGGCUCACGCGUCCAGAUGAGCGAAGAGCAAAUAUGGCAGGAUCUAGAAGCAGCAGGCUACAUGCGAACACCAGAGCCGCUACAACACUUCGAACAGAAACCAGAAGAAGAGCAGAAGCAAGACCAACCGCCAAGAAACGAAGAUGAUGAGAUGGCGGCAACAGCAGGCCGGUUGCUAGAGCGCGUAGCAGACAACACAAGCGAGAAGUUCCAAAACUCACAGUUCCUCGGACUAAUGCGCCGCCUGCGCGACCGCGAAGUAAGAGUACAAGAAGACAAGAUCGUCGAAGUCGACGCCAGCACACAACAGUCACAGCCAACAAACACAAUGACCACACCCCAAACCACCAUCUCCCAACAACCAUCCCAAUCACAACCACCAUCAACCACGCAAAUCCCCGAAAUCGACCCCACAAUCCUCUCCCACGCCGCCACCGACUUCGAAGCCCCAAUCUACUACGGCGAAGAACCGCAACAACCACAGCAGUAUGCCCAGCCUCCUCCUCCUCUUCCUCCCCAAAGUAAUCCUCUCAGGGAGUCCCUAAUAACUGAUGAGAUUUCAGAACAAUAUAGAUACUACAAUGUCCAUGCCGCUUAUCACCGGUGA